AUGUUGCCGCCGCCGCCGCCGCCGCCGGGGUUGCAGGCGAGGCUCCUCCUCAUCUCGGCUGUCGUCGUCUCAGCGCUGUGAAGCAGCGGCGCUGCUCCCGCCACCCGGCGCGAGGCGGAGGCGGAGGAUGUCUGGGCUCUUUCCCGCUUCCCCUGACAGGCCGGGGCUCCCCGGCUCGUCCUGAGGCGGCAGGGGGCGGCGCUGCUGGGCCGAGCGAGGCUGGGCCGGGCAGGCUCCUUCCUUCCCUCCCUCAUCCCCCCCACCCCCUUCCCCACCAUCACCACCUCCCUGCGCUUCGGAACAUGGCGGCGGCGAUAACGGUGGCGAGGGAGUGAGAGGAGGGAGCCCCGGCGGCCGCAGGUGAGCAGCAGCGAAGAGGCCGCGGCGGCGGCGGCGCUUCUAAGCGGGGAGGCCGCCUCGGCCUGGAACCUGCCAGCAGCGGGGCUUCGGAGCCGGGCACGGCCUGGCUGCCCAGCGAGGGGUUGGGGAGAGGGGGGCUGUGCUCCCCGCAGCCCAGCAAAGGCCCGGGCCCUCCAGGGGCAGCCGAGCCCAUCCUGGCGGAGUGACAGCGAGCGGCCCAUAGCGCUGCCUGCCUCACGCAUCGUGGGCCCUGACUUUUCCCCUUCCUUGGGGUGAUGCCUCCUGACCCCGCGGGCCUGCUGGGUGGGGUGCAGCGCCUCCUUGUCUGGUGGGUGCUGCUCACUCGCUUUAACGGGGUGCUGCUGUUGUUGUUGUGGCCGCUCAUUGUUAGAAUUAUUGUUCCAAAACCCCCCUCCCCCGUUAUACGAAGCCUGCUCCUCUAUUCCUUCGCCUUGCUCUCUCUUCUCCACACCCCACACCCCCACUUCUCUGGAGCAUCCUCUGGCACACGAGUCUAAUUAAUUCAUCUGGAAUUGGCUGCCAUAUGAUGUGGCGACGGCCACUUUGUGUGUGUGUGUGUGUGUGUGUGUGUGUGUGUGGAGGAAGAUAGAUCCGGUCGAUUUAUCGAGGGCUGUUAGUCAUGGUAAAAUGGAGCCUCUGUGUUUAGAGGCAGUAUACCUUUGAAAUAACACGUGCUGGGGGAGGAGGGGGGAGAGCAUAUAAACGGGCAGGAUAGCUGCCUUCCUGACCUGCUGAAGGCUUCCUGGAGGCAUCUGGCAGGAUAGUUGUUGGAAACAGCAUUCAUGCUGACUACUUUUCCUUAUUUAAGAAGACUGCCUUUCUUCUUCUGAUCCAAUAUUUUGAUAUCUUUCAUCCAUGUCCGGCCCUUCCCUUCCCUUCUUUCUCUCCUUUACCUGGGAAUCGUUCCUUAUCAGUCUUUUGGCUCUUCCAAAAUAAAAGUUUACAGGAGGCUGUUAAACACACACUUUGGACUAAACCCCCCACCCCCCAUAUACUUCUCUUCUACUUUAUUCCAGAAUAACUCUAUAUUGUGUUGGGACUUGGGUGUUACCUGCACUUUUUCAUUUGCUUCACUGUUUCCCCUUGAUUGCUUUGAAUCUGUAAAAGUGACUGAGGUUGUCACAUGAGGUCAUUUGUGGAUUUUAUUACCAGAUUGGUUUUAAUUAUUGUUGUUUUGAAAUGUGUUGAAUUAUUGAUAGAAGAACUUAGUCUGAACUUUUUCAUCCUCCACUAUUAUCCAGAUGUCCUCUCUUAGCAAUGUCUCACAUUCAGAUCCUAAACAUAAUGUCAGGUGGGGAUGUAUGUUCUGUUGGAAUUUUAAUAAAAGAAGUUUAAUAUAUAAAAAGUUCUAUAUAAAGUAUAUGGCAUCAGGAUAGUUUAUAGAAUUUAGGAAAUAGGAUAGUGUAUUGUGUUAUGAACAAAUGUGGAAUAUAAAUAUAUAUCAUUUGGUCUCUAGUGUAUGUAUAUAUUGCUUUGGUUGUCGGUAUAUAUCUGUCAUUCUUGCAGUUUUGAAAACCGAAUGCACAAAUCAACUGAAGGGGUUUCAUCUUUCUACUUUGAGUGUAGUUAUAUGUUACAAGUUACAACUUAAAAAACAAAAAAAUAUGACAGACAUUUUGAUAAACUGCCAUAUUCCCUUCUGGGGAACGGGUUCAAGUUCAAAGUUAACUUUCUAAGCACAUUACUAGUCAAAUCUCUGAACUAAAUGAGACUUGCUUUCCGCAAUCAUUUUAGGAGUGAGGAUGAAUUAAAUUAAAUGCUACCUGCAAAAGGUCUUGUACUGUACUUGUCUGCAUACUGCAGUCAGUUGAUAGGCUUGCUCUAGCUGUUGCUUUGAUUAUUGAUGCUUGGUCUGUCAUGGUGAUUGUUCACUCAUCAGUAAACUCUAGAAUCUUGUCUAGCCUGUCAGAAAAGGAUGCAUGUAGUCUCUCCUCUAAAGGAUUAAAAUCUUGGCUAAACACAUGUAUUCAGGAAAACAAGGAGGGACCUAGCCAUCUAAAUGAGGCAAUUUCAUGUUGCUGAAAUGGAGGCCAUACAGAUUAUGGUGGGCCAGUUCGCAUAUUAACUGUAAGCCAAACUAUGGCUUAGCAAACGCAAGCAAGCUUGUGGGUACCCAGAACAAAAAUCUCAUCUACUUCUAUCCUCCCCAGGUCCUGCUGCUGCUGUGCUACCCACAGCUAAGCUAUGGCCUGACUUAGCAUUGUGUGUGAACCUAGGUUUGUCUCACUCCGAACAAACCAUGUGCUGUAACCAGUGUUAGAAACUAAGAUAUGAAAGCUAGGAGCUGAAUUGCACCUUAAACCUAGGCUAAGGGCGCAACAACAGAAUGUCUAGGCGCGCUCUUUUUAUAACAAGAAUACAAAGCUGAAAAUGAAUGAACUGUAGCUAAAAUAUUGUGUUCAUUUUUCACAUGGUCUAGUUCUUCCCCUACCCACCCCCCUAAUAUUCUUAAGAGGGUCUCUUCUCCAGUCUUCAGAGAUUAGCUGAAAGUGGGGAGGCAGAAAAAGGUCCUCCUUUCCUUCCACACGGCAGUUUUAAUCUGAAAUCUUAGGCGCAGUACUGUGCCCAGAGCUCAGAAACAGCUCGUGCUGAUGAAAUUCCCUGUCGCAAAAUGCGCCUAGAACAAUGGGAGUUUCAAACACUGGCUGUAACCAAGGUUUGAUAUUGGUUUAUCACUCAUUGUUUGUUUGGCUCAGCAUUACCUGCAAACAAGGCAAAUAUAUUGUGUUGUUCAGUAGAUUAUAACUGAAAUGCUAGGAUAUGCAACAUUCUACUGAAUCAUCUUUUGAUGUACAGAUGCACAGUAGCCAAUAUGUGACAUAGUAAAGAUUGUGUUUUGGGAAACAUUUGGCACAGAGUAGAAAUGUAACAUAUGUAUGUACCAACGCCCCAUUUUUUAAAAUACUUUUUUUAAGCUAACUAAAAAGCAUCCUCAAAAGUCUGCAAUUUUUUCUGGAGAAUAAUCACCCUUUCCCUGCUGGUAAUUUUGCCACUUAAAACUGCCCCCCUCCACUGCUUCCCCCUUCCAAAUUCUAGAUGCCUUUUUAUAAGAAUAAAUGUACACUUGGCCUGAAGGCAUGUGAUGCAGCUGCCUUGUGAAGCUAUGCAGGCCUGGGUCUAGGCAGUGCCUGGAAGGGAGACUGCCUGGGAACCUUAUAUAUGCUGCAUUGUGUUAUAUGUGGAAGAAAGGUGGGGUAAUAAAUAAAUAAAAAUGUGCAACCGUCCAUUAAGAAAGAGGAAGGAAAAUUGUUCUUCUAGUUUACCAGAUACAGUACUAUAAGAAAUAGUUUUAAAUAAAGACCAGUUUAAGAUAGGCAUUAGCAAAAGCUACUUAAAGGUCUAUCAACUCUAGAAUAAUUGUGAAAUUGUCAUCCUUUGGAGGUUUCAAAGAAAAGCUGUGGUUUUACCUGUGGGUAAUUUUUCUGAAGAAAAGUGUUUGGGCUUAAGCUUUUCUAGAAUAUGGAAAUGUUACCCCUCUAUCCGCGAUACUUGGAAACUGACCAAGUUUACUUAUGGCAAGAAAGUUGAUUUAUGCCUAGAGGCGUUGAUUUUAAAAUACAGUUGACUAACAUCUUGCACACGUUUAACUUGCGUGAUUGCAGCUUUAUAUGCUUGGCAACUAGCCAGCUGAAAAUGCAUCCAAGGCGGAUAGCUUAAAAACUAAAGAGCUUUUAAAAUUCUCAAACUUGCUUACCGGGCUGUGGUAGGCUCUUGCAAGAUCUUGGACAGCCUCACAAGAGCCUCCAGAGUCUGCACAAGAGCUUGCCAUUUGUUUCAGCUCAGUGGCAAAAAGUGGAAAGUGAUGCGGCAAACAGAAGUAUGGAGGAGCUCUUUGAAGGAAGCUUCCGUUGGAAAGUGCAAUUGAAAUAUGCUUCUUGUAAAAUGAAACUUUGUCUUCGUAUUUUCUUGCAAAUAUACCAUUAUACAUGGUAUGGAAGAAGUGCAUAGUGAGAACUUUUUGUUCUUUCUCACAACAGGAGAAUUGGUAGUCAGUCACCCAAAGAAAUUGAUUGGCAGUAGGUUCAAGUGGGUAGUAACCAGAUUGGGCCAAUGGAGGGGGUUGGCCCCAGUUGAAAUCCUGGUUGGAAUUCCAUCAACCCACCACCUGUGCCUGCUAUCCACAAUGGGAGGAAAGCUUAGAUUGGUACCAGUGGGAGCAGGUGUGAAGGUGCAAUUCUAAAACAAAAACAAAAACCCUAAACUAAAAAAAACCCUCUUCUCUUGCCACAGUCCUGAUUCAGCUUAGCUUCCCUGAACUGGCUGUUGGCUUGUUUCCUCUAGCAAAAGGACACACAAGGGCAAACAAUAAAUGUUGCAUGGUGCAUCUAUUUUGGCCCUGUAUCCUAUAGUUCACAAGCCAAGUUCAAAAAAUGUAAAUGUAUCACUUUACAAUGUGCUGCCACUUGUGCCUUAGGGGUAGUUUUGCCUUUGAUCUGCUGACUAGAGCAAUAUAGCACCACCAGAGAGAGUGGGUGGGUGUGAGAGAGAGACAUUUUAUCCCAUGGCCACUUACAGUGCCUAUGCCACUUAUGGAACUCAGCCCUCAAGCUUCCCACUCUUACCCAGAAAGGGAAGCUGAAAGAAAUAUUAGAUUGACUUGUUAAAAGCAAGGCUAUUGUAAUGGUAUAUUUGACUAUCAAUUGUUUUUUGUCUUUUUGUAUCAUAGGAAGUAG
Podarcis lilfordi (Lilford's wall lizard) is the source of this 5054-nucleotide messenger RNA. NCBI's taxonomy places the organism in Eukaryota, Metazoa, Chordata, Lepidosauria, Squamata, Lacertidae. The record is from the annotation of a GenBank genome assembly.